GAGAUGACGGAGCUGCAGCCGCUGCACACGGCCAUCCAGACGCCGCAGAAGGCCAAGGAUGGCUUCCCGUUCUCCACCACGCCCAAGUCCUCUGACAGCUCUGUGAAGCCGGAGCCACAGUCGAAUGACGUCAAGCUGGUCAAACAGGAGAAGCUGCAAAGUUCACAUUAUGGCUCCGAGGACUCAAAAAGUACCAUCCCCGCGGUGAAGAAAGAGGAGAAAGAGGGCAAGUCACUGACUUCCCCGAAGACCUCGAGCCUGGGCAGGAAGCAGGCCACCAAGGAGGACGCCCCAGUCACUGUCUCCCAUGAGGACGCCUCCUGCCUGUUGGCUCCUCCCCCGGCCCCGCUCUCGCCCACAUCGCCCCUACCGCUGGCGGCGGCGUUAUCGCCCCUGUCCUCACC
Aplysia californica (California sea hare) is the source of this 404-nucleotide messenger RNA. RefSeq lists its product as uncharacterized. NCBI's taxonomy places the organism in Eukaryota, Metazoa, Mollusca, Gastropoda, Aplysiida, Aplysiidae. The record is from RefSeq and is a predicted model, not a curated record.